AUGGGGGUGGUAUACGAUAGGGCUGCUCAGGCCUGGGGUCUCAGGGUUCAAAGAGAUGCGGGCUGCUUGAAGGGGGCAGGGCCUGUAGCUGAGCCUGAGGGACUCGUCAAAGCGAAAGAGUCCCCAGAGUCUGCUGCCAAAAGAGUGGACGGGGCUGCGAAAAGCGAUGUCAUAGGUACCGAUGGCACGGCUGCUAAGAAGCCCCUGUUCCAGACUGUCGACACGGCCAAUCUCGGGGACGCAGCUGCGGCUGACAGCACCGAAGCGUCCUAUUUCCCUGCGCAGGUCGCCCUGAAUGUUGGCGGCAGCGGUGGAGGAUAUCGCCAGCAGUCUUGGCACCCGCAGCAGGACAGCGUGAAGGCCUUUGACCUUUCACAGUCCGCCUCGCUCGAGCAAGCCGCACCAGCACCCCCACCACCAGACGCAGCAACCCCUGCGGUCCUGCGUUCGUCAACCUCUUCCCGGCAGCUACAGCCGCUGCCGCAGCAACAGCAGCUGCAACUGCAGCAGCUGCAGCAGCAGCCCUCGUCACGUGUGCUGCCAUCUCUCCAGGGCCAGCCGCUUACAGAGUCUGGGCCGGAACCAGCAUCGACGUCCUCCCCUUUGGCGGCGCAGCCUGCAGCAGCAGCAGCGCCUUCCGCGGAUGAUCCCUGGUCAAGCCUUCAAAGCACUUACCGCAUUCGGGAUCCCCAGCAGGCGGCCAAGGUUGAGUCCACGCGCAGCCGGGAAGCAAGCAGCAGCCGCGAUGCGGGGCGGGAAGUGCUCGUACUUGGUGAAGAUGAUGACGAUGAGUUUGGCAAAGCUCGCGGCGGCACGCUGAACUCCACCGCCAACUCCGCCAUGAACCGCACUUCUGGUUUCGGAGCCCGGCCGCCGGUGAACCUGCCGCCGCCGCAGUUUGGGUCGGGUCCCAAGAAGGGCGGCUGGGGCAGCGGAGCUAUGGCGCAAGCGGGCGAGCUAAUGAUCGGAGAAGACGACUGGCUAGUCAAUGACCGUCCACCGGGCUCGGCGACGGGGAGCGGAAAGUUGCCGGCGCCACAGCGGCAGCAGCAGCAACAACAACAGGCGGUACUGUCGUACAACAGCCGAGCUAAGAUGGUGGUUGAGGAGGAGGAGCGGCAUGCGCCGGUGACGCUCAAGGGGCCCGCACCGCCGCCCAAGAACAAAGCGGCGGAGGAUGUGAUGUGUGAGGACGUGGAGGAUGUGGACAUGCUGCUUGAGUCCGAAAUGGAGCGGCAAGGGCUGAGCAACAAGUCCCUGGCCAGCAAGCUGGCAGCGUAUGAGGCGCAGUUCAAGGACGAGGACGACUACUAGAUGACCGCCUGGCAGCCGCGUCGUUGCUCUGCCUGUGUCGCGUCGUUGUUAAUGGACGGCGGGUUGUUCCUGGAGAGCCUACUUACCUGGGGAGGCUGGGUCAUCUUGAGCUACAACAGUGAAUAACAGUGGUUAUCAUGCUGGUCAGUUGGUGGGCCUGGUGAGCCUGGUCAGCUGGUGAGCCUGGUCAGCUGGUGGGCCUGGUCAGCUGGUGGGCCUGGUCAGUUGGUGGGCCUGGUGAGCCUGGUCAGCUGGUGAGCCUGGUCAGCUGGUGGGCCUGGUCAGCUGGUGGGCCUGGUCAGCUGGUGGGCCUGGUCAGCUGGUGAGCCUGGUCAGCUGGUGGGCCUGGUCAGCUGGUGGGCCUGGUCAGCUGGUGGGCCUGGACUACUCAGAUUUUGGAGUACCGGAGUUCGGUUGGGAAAAACGAUCCCUUCACAACUUUACUGGACAACUUCAUGGCCACAGGCCGCAGGUCUGCUAAUUAUACUAAGAACCGAUGGUGAUGGUGCCAAAGCUGAGCGAUAGCUGAAUUUGGUGUGUUUUGUGUGUGACUGUUCUCGCCUCUGCAACGAGGACAAGGGAGGAAAUGGGAAUCGCGUAUGUUUGGGGGGCAGCCUGGCG
Molecule: messenger RNA, 1935 nt
Organism: Volvox carteri f. nagariensis
Lineage: Eukaryota; Viridiplantae; Chlorophyta; Chlorophyceae; Chlamydomonadales; Volvocaceae
Exons: 8
Coding region: 1-1314 (437 amino acids)
Source: RefSeq, a predicted model, not a curated record